CGUGACAUACAGUGCAUGAUCUUUGUCCAAGGCAAAGAUCAAAAGGUAUUCUUAUUUGGAAAGUUUACAAGUAUGUGUGUCUGCAAAUGCUACUCAUUCAUUAUUGUUCUUACCAGUGCAUUACUGGCAAUGAGUGUAAUUUCUUUUUUUACGAAUGUGUGGUUACAUCCCCUUUCCUGGGACAGGCUUUGUGUCUAUACUUCUUCCCCCAAUUCUAUCACACCAACUCAGAUCCCAAGCAGCUGGAUUGCCCUGGGCUGCAGUUUUCCAAUGGCUGCCACAAUUUUGACCGGCUUUCCUCUGUUGUGUGUGUGUCUCCUGCUGACAUCUGGCUUUGCUGAGGCAGGCAAGCUGCUGGUAGUACCCAUGGAUGGGAGCCACUGGUUUACCAUGCGUUUGGUUGUGGAGCAACUCAUCCAAAGAGGGCAUGAGGUGGUUUUAAUCAUACCAGAGGUGAGUUGGCAACUGGGAAAAUCCUCCAAUUUUACUGUGAAGAUUUAUUCCACAACUUACAAUCUGGAGGAGUUGAAUCAGAUGUUCAAGACUUUCUCUUAUUCUCAGUGGAAAACUCCGCAGCAAAGCUCACUUUUUUUUGGGUCUGCCCCCGGCUUUAGUUCUAUGUAUUUUUAACAUUGUAAGAAUUUGUUUAGUGAUGCAGAUUUAAUAGAAUUCCUAAAGGAGAGUUCUUUUGAUGCAGUGUUUCUGGAUCCUUUUGAUGUGUGUGGCUUAAUUGUAGCCAAGUAUUUUUCACUCCCAUCCGUGGUCUUCACCAGGGGAUUAUUUUGCCAUUUUCUUGAAGAAAGCACACAGUGCCCCAGGCCCCUUUCUUAUGUUCCUGGACUUUUCUCCAUGUUGUCAGAUGCCAUGAGUUUCAGAAGAGAGAGAGUGAGGAAUCAUAUCUCCCACUUGGAGGAACAUUUAUUUUGCCACUAUUUUUUAAAAACUCAAGAAGUUGCAUCUGAGAUUCUCCAAACGGCUGUCACGCCUUAUGAUCUCUAUAGCCAUACGUCAAUUUGGUUGUUAAGAGCUGACUUUGUUUUGGACUAUCCCAAACCUGUGAUGCCCAACAUGGUCUUCACUGGAGGCAUCAACUGCCAGGAGGGAAAGCCAUUGCCAAAGCCAAUUAUUUUAUUGAAGGAGAUAAGCAAAUGCCCAUUGUUGGCAAAGGGAAGAGACAUGUUGGAAGUCAGGUGUGUUCGCAGAUGAGAGAGAGUAACCAAGGCUCCACCCAACAAAUAUUCAGAAUCAGGGCUUCUGUAUUUCUCCAUGGCUUGACUUCUCAUGGGUCACUUUCCAGUCAAAGGAUUCUGGAGACCAAAUCAGGUAAGAUUCUUUCGGUUAUCAACCAAUAGUCUUUACAUCUUCUCUCAGCCAAGGCAUCCAGAGAAAUUAUACAGGCAACCUUAGAGAUACUACAAGUUUGGUUCCAGACCAUCACGGUAAAGCAAAUAUAACAAAGUGAGUCAAAUGAAUUUUUUGGCUUCCCAGCACGUAUGAAAAUUACAUUUAUACUAUCCUGUAGUAUAUUAAGUGUAUCAUAGCAUUAUGUCUAGAAAACAAUGUACAUGCCUUAAUUAAAAAAUACUUUAUUGCUAAUAAAGUACUGGAAGGUCUUGCUUCAGUGUUGCUGCAGUUUCUACAUUGGCACUUGCGGCUUCACCACGCGCUUUUAGGUUAUAAAGACAGCUUCUUUGCUUUAAACCUCACAAAUCAGUGUCUACAAGCUUCAAACUUUUCUUCUGCAGCUUCCUCACCUCUUGGCCAUCACAGAAUUGAAGAGAGCUAGGACUUUGCUCUAGAGUAGGCUUUGGCUUAAGGGAACGUUUGAUCUUCUAUCCAGACCACUGAAACAAGGCUGUUUUGCUUCCUUACCAUUUGUGUGUUCACUGGAGUAGCACUUUUGCUUUCCUUCAAGAACUUUCCCUUUGUAUUUGGCAACUUGGCUCCAGCCUAUCUCGGCUUUCAAUAUGCCUUUCUUGCUGAGCUUAUCACUUCUACCUUUUGACUUACAGUGAGAGAUGAAGGACCCUUCCUUUCACUUGAAUACUUAGAGGCCAUCGUAGGAUUACUAACUGGCCUAAUUUCAAUAUGUUGAGUCUCAGGGGGUAGGGAGGCCCAAGGACAGGAAGAGACAAGGGAAUGGCUGGUUGGUGAGCAGUCACAAUACAUAGAACACUGAUUAAGUUCACUGUCUUAUACGGGCACACUUUGUGGCACCCCAAAACAAUCACAAUAGUAAUAUCACAGAUCACCAUAAGAAAUAUAAUAAUAAUUACAAAGUUCAAAAUAUUGUAAGAAUUACC
Messenger RNA from Nyctereutes procyonoides (raccoon dog), 2303 nucleotides. RefSeq names its product UDP-glucuronosyltransferase 1A8-like. Lineage: Eukaryota; Metazoa; Chordata; Mammalia; Carnivora; Canidae. Gene Ontology annotation, molecular function: UDP-glycosyltransferase activity. The record is from RefSeq and is a predicted model, not a curated record.